CCCAUGUCCUUGUUGUCGAAUGUUGGGCUGGAUGCGGAGCGGCCCCGGAAGACUGCCGCUGCUGCGUGUGCGGGGGUUUUCGACCGAGGCUGUGUAUGCAGAGCAGCUACAACUCAAGCAGAUCAAAAGAGUUCUACGACCACCAUGCACGCGAUCGCACCUACUUUUACCACGUCGACCUCCAAGGGCAAUUGUUUCUGGAGGACACGAUGCCCAAGACGAUCGCGACGUCGCUAAAGAGCCACUCGUUCCUUCGCUUCUUCUUUGGCCAGCUCCGACCAAACCCGAAUGCCGGCAAGAUGUCGUCCCUGUUCCAUGACUAUUCGUACACUUCUCCAUGUGGAUCCGAGAUGAACUACAUCAAGGCUGCAGACACCCCGUUUGUCUUUUCGGAGCUCAAGGCGGACGAUAAGGGGGACUGGACUCUCGUCACGAACGCUGGCCAAGCAGUGCGGUUCGAUCCAUCGCACUUGGCCAUGUCGACGGCAACUCAUCGGCUGUACCACUGGCUCCAGACCAAGCACGUGUCGCUGUUUGCGCUACUUCGGUCCCAAGUCGCCGUGGAAGUCAGCCAGACAAUUGACUUUCGCGAAAAUGGCCACCACGUUGUCCAGUGGAAGGGCGGCCAGGUCCCCCUGACACUCGACACAAGUCGGCCUCCUUUGACAGCACAACACUUGAAAAUUCUCGAUUAAACUGACUCAAACCUGUGGCAGCACAUGCAACCAUCAUGGUGUGCUGCUGACGUGGACGAGGCUGUCGACAAUUCGAAAUGCUUCAAAGAACUUGU
Molecule: messenger RNA, 790 nt
Organism: Aphanomyces invadans
Lineage: Eukaryota; Oomycota; Saprolegniomycetes; Saprolegniales; Verrucalvaceae
Exons: 3
Coding region: 96-695 (199 amino acids)
Source: RefSeq, a predicted model, not a curated record